This is a messenger RNA of Perkinsus marinus ATCC 50983, 471 nucleotides long. RefSeq lists its product as hypothetical. The record is from RefSeq and is a predicted model, not a curated record. The transcript is spliced from 3 exons. NCBI's taxonomy places the organism in Eukaryota, Perkinsozoa, Perkinsida, Perkinsidae. Bases 1 to 471 code for a protein of 156 amino acids.
AUGGCAUUAACGGCUCAAAACAGCAUCCUGAUGCACGGCAAAUCGGAACACGCUGACGACGCAUCACGAGAGGACACCAGGCAACGAGAGGUUGCUACCAGGCAAACGGGAAUGCAGACCGAGUCCCUUGUCAAUGAGCAUUCGACACAAAACAAGGUUAUUGAAGAUCUUAAGAAGAAGUUAGUCAAACAUGAAGAACAGGAACUCAAAUUCGAGAGGUUCUGGCCGGGAAUAGAAUUCCUAGACCGGUACGCUGUCGGACUUCCUGACAGCGAGGAGAAUGGUGACGGCGGUGAGCUGUGGAUGAAAGUCCUCGUUUACCUCGACGGACGAGUUCAAGAACUGGAGGAGGAGAACCAGAUCUUGAAGAAGCGAGAGGAACGCGUUAGACAUCUGCAGGUCGGACCUCACUGGAGUCGCGAUACGCUUGAUGGCUCCUCUGUGCUAGAGGACGAUUGUGUGCAAGAUUGA